Molecule: messenger RNA, 728 nt
Organism: Vitis riparia (riverbank grape)
Lineage: Eukaryota; Viridiplantae; Streptophyta; Magnoliopsida; Vitales; Vitaceae
Exons: 3
Coding region: 114-401 (95 amino acids)
Source: RefSeq, a predicted model, not a curated record
AUGAAACAAGGUUCAUGAAAAUUCACUCAAAACGGCGACCAGGACGGCGGCGACGGCAUAGGUGGCGAUCUCUACUGGCAAUAGCGAGCAUUAAAGCAAUAUAACAAUCGGUCAUGGGGACUGAAGAGCCAAAAAAGUCAUUGAAAGGGAUGGAGUGGAUUGCUAUGGAUGAUUCUGCACAAAAAGAGGCCAGUGGUAAACCAGUUAUCAAGAAGCGGCUUCCCAAAAGGGUAAGGCAAAUUCCAGAAUUCUAUUUUCUUCCUCGAAGAUCCUUACCCGCUAACAUUGCCCUCUAUGGGUCAAUUAUUGCUGCUGGAGUUGGUGCUGGGAUGUUGGUGGAGAUAUGGAUAAAGAAGAAAAUUGCGGAGGAUGGAGAUACUGUCCUUUGGGAGUUGAAAUAAAGCAGCAUUGUGAGGUCCUCCUGCCGUUUGUUUUUCCUUUUUCUUUAACCUUUCUAUUUUUUAUGGGCCUUUGGUUGUUAGGAAAUCCUAAUGGCUUUAAAUGCUGAUGUUAUGUUUGUUCUUGGGGGCAGAAUUCCUUGCUAGCAAAAUAAGCAAUCAAGGGAUCCCAUUAGUUAAUUUGAAAGGCACACUUAUAUUUUCUUUCCUUUUACUCUAGUAAAAUAGUGCAUGAGUGAUGUUUUGCUCAAUGCUUUUGUUACUAGCCUUCCUCACUACUCUUUUAAAUUUCUACUGAAAUUUGAAGAACUUGGGUAUAGGUUGUCUCUA